AUGACCUCUACGAAUUCCAACGAUGCCAUUACUUCACUCAGAAGACUUGUUUCUUCUCUCCCAGACUUUUGGCAACAUGCGCCAAGGCUUUAUUUUUUCUGUAUCGAGGCGACAUUUCACUCCGCCAAGAUAACACGUGAAACGGACAAAUAUUAUAAGUUGGUCGAGGCCCUUCCUCCGACCAUUCUUUCCCAAGUGCAGACGUUUCUGACAGAUCCCCCGACUGAUGCUCCCUACACCCAGUUAAAGGCUGAACUCCUUCGCCUGGCAUCAGUCUCCGAUCGACAGCGUUAUCACGCACUAGUAAAAGAGGAGGCCUUAGGUGAUCGCAAGCCGUCGAAACUCUUGCGUCGCAUGCGUUCUCUCGUUGGGAACAUGAUCACCGACGACCAGUUCUCUAAUGAGAUGUUCUUAGAACGUCUACUGACGUCGGUACAAACAAUCUUGGCCUCUGGCUCAGACGACCUAGAAAUAUCAAAGCUAUCGGAGAUGGCCGACCGUAUGAUGGAGGUUAAGCGUUUGUCAUCCCCGACGAUUGCUCAGGUUUCCUAG
Molecule: messenger RNA, 552 nt
Organism: Spirometra erinaceieuropaei
Lineage: Eukaryota; Metazoa; Platyhelminthes; Cestoda; Diphyllobothriidea; Diphyllobothriidae
Source: the annotation of a GenBank genome assembly